Molecule: messenger RNA, 6786 nt
Organism: Perca fluviatilis (European perch)
Lineage: Eukaryota; Metazoa; Chordata; Actinopteri; Perciformes; Percidae
Gene: klhl15
Product: kelch-like family member 15
Biological process (GO): protein ubiquitination; nuclear protein quality control by the ubiquitin-proteasome system
Cellular component (GO): nucleus; Cul3-RING ubiquitin ligase complex
Molecular function (GO): protein binding
Source: RefSeq, a predicted model, not a curated record
AUGACGCCGAGGCAGAAAAUGGCGUCCGCAAAGCCUGUGGACUGCUGUGGUUUGUUUGUUACCCGUUUAAUUUAGAGCCGAGUUGGGGGGGUCUCUUCGUCUAGGCAUAUGGACGAUAACAUGGCAGUGCACCGCUGCCGCCCGCUUUCUUGAUUCCGGAAUCGAACCCGCAACUUCAUGUCCGAAGGAGCCAGAGCUGCCUGGUCGAAGAGGGGUUGUGGGGAUUCGCACCGCCGAGAACCAGGGAAACAUAAACACAGGAAAUGCGAGCGGCCCCUUAACGCUCAGCCGUCAAAGCCUGUGAUUGUUCGCCCGGGCUCCAAAAGGUGUGUUAUGUCGGCGGCAGAUGUGGAGGUGUACCUGUCCCAGGUGCACGAUGGGAGCGUGUCGUCGGGCUUCCGGGCGCUGUACGAGGAGCGUCUGCUGCUGGACGUCACGCUGCUGAUAGAGGAGCACCACUUCCAGGCCCACAAGGCGCUUCUGGCCACCCAGAGCGACUACUUCCGGGUCAUGUUCACAGCCGACAUGAGGGAGAGGGACCAGGACAAGAUCCACAUGAAGGGGCUAACAGCCGCUGGGUUCGGCCACAUUCUCCGCUUCAUGUACUACGGCUCGCUGGAGCUCAGCAUGCCCACCGUCCAGGAGAUCCUUCAGGCGGCCAUGUACGUCCAGCUGACGGAGGCGGUGGAGUUCUGCUGCUCCUUCCUGCUGGCCAAGAUCUGUCUGGAGAACUGUGCCGAGGUCAUGCGCCUCCUGGAGGACUUAGCGGGCGUGGAGGGAGUCCAGGAGCAGCUCGACAACUUCCUACUCGACAACUUUGUCCCCCUCAUGAGCCGACCCGACUUCCUGUCCUACCUCAGCCUCGAGAGACUGCAGGCGUACCUGAACAGUGACGCUCUGAGUCGCUUCCCUGAAAUCGAGCUGUACGAAGCCGUCCAGUCGUGGCUGCGACACGACCGGCGCCGCUGGCGACACACGGACACCAUCGUGCAGUCCAUCCGCUUCUGCCUCAUGACUCCCGCCAACAUCUUCGAGAAGGUGAAGACGUCUGAGUUUUACCGUUACUCCAGGCAGCUGAGGCAGGAAGUGGAUCAGGCGCUCAGCUACUUCCACGACGUCAACCAGCAGCCUCUGGUGGAGACGCGCUCCAACCGCAUCCGCUCCGUCCGCCCGCAGACCGCAGUCUUCCGGGGAAUGAUCGGUCACAGUAUGGUCAACAGCAAGAUCCUUCUCCUGCAGCGGCCAAAGGUUUGGUGGGAGCUGGAGGGGCCUCAGGUGCCGCUGCGACCGGACUGCCUGGCGAUCGUUAACAACUUUGCCUUCCUGUUGGGUGGAGAGGAGCUGGGGCCCGACGGCGAGUUUCACGCCUCCUCCAAAGUCUACCGCUACGACCCUCGACAGAACUCCUGGCUACGCAUGGCUGACAUGUCUGUGCCCAGGUCCGAGUUUGCUGUGGGCGUCAUCGGCAAGUUUAUCUACGCCGUAGCGGGCCGCACGCGAGACGAGACCUUCUAUUCCACGGAGCGCUACGACAUCACCGAGGACCGCUGGGAGUUCGUGGACCCGUAUCCCGUGAACAAGUACGGCCACGAGGGCACGGUCCUCGGCGGCAAGCUGUACAUCACCGGCGGCAUCACCUCCUCCUCCACCUCCAAGCAGGUGUGCGUGUUCGAUCCCGGGCGGGAGGCCGGGGGCGGCGUCGGCUCGAGCGGCUCGGACGCGCACAGGACGCGCGCCGGCCGCGGCCCGCUGCUGCCCGGCACCCACGCCAGCUGCUGGGAGAACAAAUCCAAAAUGAACUACGCCCGCUGCUUCCACAAGAUGAUCUCGCACAACGGGAAGCUGUACGUGUUCGGAGGCGUGUGCGUGAUCCUGCGGGCGUCCUUCGAGUCGCAGGGCUGCCCGUCCACCGAGGUGUACGACCCGGACACCGACGAGUGGACCAUCCUGGCCUCCAUGCCCAUCGGGCGUAGCGGCCACGGCGUGGCGGUGUUGGACAGGCAGAUCAUGGUGCUGGGCGGCCUGUGUUACAACGGCCACUACAGUGACUCCAUCCUCACGUUCGACCCCGACGAAAACAAGUGGAAGGAGGACGAGUAUCCCAGGAUGCCUUGCAAACUGGACGGUCUGCAGGUGUGCAGCCUGCACUUCCCAGAGUACGUGCUGGAGCACGUCAGACGCUGCAGCUGAGAAACGGGAAUGCACUGUUCACGGACUGAAGUCUCCCGCUGGGAGAGCCGGCAUUUACACGCGGGAGGCUCUUCUGACGCGCAAGGCUUUUUAGAAACUGGAGACCAGCACUUACCUUCAGGUGAGGUAAAGAUUGGCGCGGGCCAUAAAAUCUGCUGUUCUUAACGAAGCCAAUCGAAGCGCGACGUGGCGAGACGUCGCGCGCGUCGGCUCGGACAUUUUCAGAUUUAGCUUUCUCAGAAAAUUGGAGAAAAAAAAAAGUGUCUGUGGGGAGGAAAAACAAAAGUUUAAUUCUGCUGGUUUAUGUUUGGACUGUGGUCAGUUUCUUAAUCUACUACUCGCCUACUGUAUUUAGGCUGUCCGGUCAGGCUUUUAUUGCAGAAACGCACUGGAAGCGUCCGAUUCAUGCCUUUUUACGUGGGGGAGCUUAUUUUUAUUUAUUUUUUCUUAUUUAUUUUAAUUUCACCAGUCAAACAAACCUGCAUCUCAAAUCCUGUCUGAAUCAGGUGUCUCAGCCUGCACCCGUUGAUCUAUUUAAAGGCAAAAAACAUCCUGUAUAUCGAGUUGCUCUUGUUGAGAAAUAGGUUAGCGAGAGCCUAAGGCGCUUUCAUACGAUCAAAAAAAUGCCCUAUACCAUGUAUGACAGCAAGUCGAAGCAUACAAUCAGGUAUAUAAACACUAUAUAAACGGUAGUGUAGCUAAUCUUAUAGCCUGUCACACUGUAGAGAUACAACUCUGACCGUGUUGUUACAGAUGCUGCUAAUGAACUGUCCGAUCAUUCAUUCAUUCAUAAACUCGCUUCCAGUGCGUUCCAGCUUUUAGUCCUUAUUCUGCUCUUUACUCCCAGAUAUCCACCAAACUGUUCUCAUGUUCGUAUAACGUCACCCGUGUCUUUCUCUGCCCCCCCCCCCCCUUUCCUUCCUCUGAAUACGUGAGAGCUGAAUUCACGAUAACACUACAAGGUACACGAGGACUCGCCCUUCAUUCAGCGAUGAUUUCAUGAUGAUGGUGGCAGGUAUUUUUCCUUUGCACAGGAAGGAAAGAUCUUUCUCUCAGAGCAGCUCUGUAUCCGUCUAGUCACUGGCAGUGCUUUACCUCCGCGAAUCUACAUUCCCUGCACUUUAUCAUUAUUAUUAUUAUUAUUAUUAUUAUCAUUAUUGUUAUUACUUGUUGUUGCAGCUGCAGUAUUACAACCUGCUGCGAUGUUACGGACAUUUGGCAGUGUCUGAAAUGAACCUUCUGGCUGAUGAUGACGAGUCUAGACGAACUGAAAAUGUGCACACCGUGAAGUUAGAAUAUUUAAGAAACACUGGGCCUCACGCAGGAGCAUUUUUGUAUUCUUAUACUACUUUUUUCCCCCUCUUCGUACGAGCGUUCCCAGUCGAUUUCGGCACACUCUGAACCGGACCGAGUUUUCGUGAAUUGCUCGUUUCAGCCUGAUGCACAUCGUUUGGAAGAUGAUCGACGCCCCCUAAAAUUGCCCAAUACGUGAGGCUGCCUGCUCCGCUCCGUUUGUUGGGAGGAUUCGUUCCCCAAAAAAUGUUACCAAAGUGUAAAAAAAGAGAUUCUCACACUGCAGAGCUUCAAGUCCCGCUGUUGGAAAUGAGUCAGCACGUUUAGCAGUGUGAGUGUUGUGUUAUUAAAGGACAUGAAGCGAUUAGCAGAAUCUGAUGAGCACAGCUGUUCACGAUGUGUGAUCAGAGCAGAGGUGCUAGGUGCUAAAUAGUGUCUUUUCUUUCUAAAGGGACGCGACAAGGUCUUGGCCUACAGUAGGUGAUGUUACACUGUCAGGUGAUUUUCUCAGAGGACGAUCCUAGACCGAGACCCCUGCAAUAAAAGACCCUUAAAGAGGCAGCUGUUAGAGCGAGAGACUUUUCCAACAGUUACUGAAAUGUAUACGUUGCUGUGCUGAAAUGGAAAUCAAAGAAACAGCCUAUCUGUAAAUUGGCAGCCAUGAUUAUGGUAUAGCGCUGGGCGAUAUGACGAUAUAUGUAUAUCGCCAAAACGAUAUAAAAAUGUCUAUCGUGUAUAUUUUUCUAUAUGGUUUCUAUCGCAAUGUUGAAAAAAACCAGCGGCCGCACUGCGCUACGUCAUUUGGACGGUGCUUUACGUUCGGAUUCUUGCACGUUUUGUUCAUUUUGCACUAAAGUUCUUGCUAAAAUUCUUGCUUCUUCUAAAAUGCUGUGUGUGUGUGUGUGUGUGUGUGUGUGUGUGUGUGUGUGUGUGUGUGUGUGUGUGUGUGUGUGUGUGUGUGUGUGUGUGUGUGUGUGUGUGUGUGUGUGUGUGUGUGUGUGUGUGUGUGUGUGUGUGUGUGUGUGUGUGCGGAAAACAACUCUCCGCAAACCCAGAACGAAGUUUGUUUUUAUAAGCUGCCAAACCGAAAGUGGAUACAGCUGUGAGGAAUCAGCAGAGACAUCCUGACAGAAAUAUAGUUUGCCUAAAACUGACAUUUGGGUAUUUGACUUGGUAACAAAAUGGUUUCUGCACACGUAACGUGGGACAUAUCGUUAGUUUAGACCUACAUAUCGGGUGAAAAGGUUUUUGCCGCAUCACCCAGCCCAGGGUUUGUCUUAGUUAUAUAUCUUGUUAUCGUUAAUUUCAGUAUCCUAUUUAAACUCCAUAUGUAUUCAGAUGAAUGCGUAGCGAUUUAGAGUCAACGUGUGUGUGUGUGUGUGUGUGUGUGUGUGUGUGUGUGUGUGUGUGUGUGUGUGUGUGUGUGUGUGUGUGUGUGUGUGUGUGUGUGUGUGUGUGUGUGUGUGUGUGUGUGUGUGUGUGUCCCGUGGAGAGAGGCACCGUGUGUGUGUGUGUGUCCCCACCGUGGAGAGAGGCAGACUGUCGGUACUCGUACGAGAUGUCUGGACUUCUUUUCGUGGGUUUCUUUAUUAUUAUUUUUUUAAUAAAGGUCCACCGUGUAGGAAUUUCUCCCAUCUAGCGGUGAAAUUGUAUUUUGCAUUCAAGUGAAUAGUGCUCUCUAGCGCCUCGCGUUUUCAAAUGCGUGUUGCAACUACGGUAGCCGUUAUGUACCGAGAAGCUACGACAAACAUUUCUCCCGAUUUUCCCUUUUUUUGACGACGAGGAGUCCUUCUCCCGUGGCUCGGCAUAAGUCCGAUCCUCCGUUAUGAACUAAAGGGCAGUGCAGGCUUUCAAAUGUUGCCGGGGCGGCAACAAGCGCCUCUCGCUGAUCUCCUUCUCCGUUUCAGCUGGUUUCAGUCACGUGACGCUGGCGCUGAACGAAAACGCGUUGUGGAUUAGCUAGACAGGUGGGCUAGUGCUCUAUGUCCCUCUCAGCCAUUAGAGUUUUUCAAAAUGGCAGAACGACAUGGAAGCCUCCUUGGACUUGCCCGUCCAACGUAAAUACAGAGAAGAAAUUCUUCGCUUCCGAGGAUAAGUCAGAUCGUUGGCAGAGGUCAUUUUACACCAGUGAGGACAUAUUAAUGAAUAAAGACAUAGAUUUGAGCUAGUAAAAUACUUAAAACGCUACACAGUGGACCUUUAACUUCGCUCGUACGUCACACUUGAGAACAAAUCCUGUCGGUAAACUGGUUCGUGCGUGAGGCUCAUUGUUUAUUUAGCUGUAAAUCUGUCCCGACACAUUUCAUGUUUGUCGUGAACAAAACCAGCUUCGGUGUAUUUAGACUUUAAGCUCUUGUCCACCCUGCAGUGCUCAGUAUAACCAAGACUUUCAGCUGCGAAUAACUCAACAACAACAACAACAAAAAAAUAACAGCCAGCCAGUGUUUUUCCAGAAGAUUAUCACCAGUAUGUCCACCAAAAGCUGAACUUUCACCAGCCUUUCUCAGUCCGCUGUGUUGAUCUCAGACACUGAAAUGUCACCUCGGAGUGCUUUGGUCGUAUCCGAAGAGUUAUUUCGCAGAUUUCAGCAGAACUUUUGUUGUCAUAAUGAUGUACUGUAUAGAUUAAGCAGCCCAGCACGCCUUGGUCCUGCAGCCCAGCACGCUCCACUCAAUCACCAGCCCCAUGUUCCUGAUAUAUACAUCGUCCUUUUUUAAAUUUUUAUUUCUAUUUUUUUUUUAAUGAGCCAACUGUGAAAAGGGCUAGACAACACUGAUGUAGUUCUGUCCGCCAGCCGCGUAUAUUUAAGUUAUUUAUUUUCUGAAGCGUUGCUUUCACCGAGCUAUGCAGUAACAGCUGUAGGGUUAUUUAUUACAAGAAUGUCUUUUGUGAAUCGUGUUGUUUUCAAAUUGUACUUUUUUGUCUACUUUUCCUCGUCUCUCAUCUUCGUCCGUCCUGUCCGCCUCCAGAAGCGCUGCGUGUGGCUAACCAACGGAUGGCUGUGAGAACGCUCUGUCUUCCAGUGUGAACGGACCACAAGGGUUCAUAAGAUCAGCAAGCCGGUAGUCAGCAAGUAUUUCAAAAUUUAGCUGCAUGGGUCUUAACAGAUGAACGGGUACAAUUUGAAGGAGGGUACUGGUGUCAUUUAAAGUUACGGUGCCAGGGUUCAACAAUGGAGCUUUUUCACAGCAGACAUGUUGACUUGUCAUAGUAGGAGAAGCACAGCUGAAAGUGAUAACCUUAACGAUGGCUCAGUUCCAUCAAGUGUCCCAGUAAGAUAUUUCAGUGAGUCAGCAUGAACAA